Messenger RNA from Glycine soja, 6788 nucleotides. RefSeq lists its product as uncharacterized. The transcript has a single exon. Lineage: Eukaryota; Viridiplantae; Streptophyta; Magnoliopsida; Fabales; Fabaceae. The record is from RefSeq and is a predicted model, not a curated record. The coding region runs from base 249 to 6788 and encodes 2179 amino acids.
AGCCUUGUCAAAUUUUUACAUAAUUGAUAGUAGAGACCACAAAGCUCUCUAUGAGUAUUUAAUGUAGUUGCAUAAUUAGGACUCAAACUUGAAAAAGUAGGAACAACACAAGGAGAGCUUUGCCGUCCAUGAUAGUCUUAUUUGACUCAAGCAGAGUUGAGAGGAUACCAGUGGUCUAGUAUAUAACUGAUGUAUUUGGCUGUCUUUUUUUUUCUUUUUUUUGUCCUUUAUCCUUUAUGUAAUAUAUCAUGGUAAGUAUCUAUGCAAACACAGGUUAUAAGAGGAAUAACAUUGACAUCAAGAUUAGUGAAGAUGGUAGUAAGAUAUCAAUUAGUGGAGAGAAGCCUGUUCAGAAUAUUUUGAUGAUGGGAUGGUUAAUGCAUAGGAAAGAGGUUGAUGUUGCAGGGUUCAAUAAGGUUUUCAAAAUUCCUGAUGGGGUGAAACUGGAUGGGAUCAAAGCAAAGUAUGAUGAGGAGGAAUGGACAUUGAAUAUUUUCAUGCCAAAAUUGGUUAAAGGAAUUUGUGGGGUCAGGAUUGAAGAGAUCAAGGAAGAAUCAGAAAGAGGGAGAUCAGAACUAGAGAAAAGUGAAGCUGAUCAAAUUCUUGGUAUUGUUGGAGAGGCAAGCCAAAAAGGAUCUAAAGAGUCUAACUCUAAAGUUCAAGCAAUGGAGGACAGUGAAAGUUUCAUGGAGAAGGAUGGAGGAGAAUCUGACAAGAUGCUUGAUGAUGCUAAUAGGGAAAUAAUUAAGGAGAAAAUAAAAAAAGAUGUAGAAGAGUCUAAGUUGGGUGGAAAUGGAGAAAGUUCUGGAGAGAAGGGUGAAAUUGAAGGAUGUGAAGUAAUGAAGACAUCAGAACUAGAGCAAAAUAUUGGUAGAGGCACCUCACAGAAAAUUGGAGACACAAGCCAAAAGGUAAUAGAAGAAUCUAAGUUGAGGAUUGAGGAUGAAGGGGUAAAAGGCAUGAGAGAAGAGGUUGGAAAGACAGUUUAUGAAGCAGUGAAAACAUCAGAAAAGGAGAACAAUGUAGGUGAAGGUAUGCCACAUAAUAUUGGAGAUACAAGUCAUGAUAAAGAGUUUGAGGUUCAAGAAAUGGAGGGCAAUGGAGGUUUUGAGGAGGAGGAAAAAUUGGUAUCUGAAAAGAUGCUUGAUGAUGCCAAUGGAAACAAAAUUGGAGAGGUGAUCCAGAAACAAAUAGAAGAAUCCAAGAUAGGAAUUAAGGAUGGAGAUGGAGAAAGUGUGAAAGAAAAGAUAAGGAAAGCAGGAUACAAAAGAACGAAGACAUCAGAGUUAGAGCAAAAUAUUGGUGCACAUGUCACACAAAACAUUGGAGAUACAAGCCAAGGAGAACCUAAAGACUCUGGUAUUGAACAAACGGGGGAAGCUAAAAGGACUGUUGGGAAGAUUGAGAGACAGGAGUCUGGAGAGAUGUGUGUUGAGGUCAAUGUGUCUACCGAGGGAGAGAUACUUGAACAGUCAAAACAGAAACAAUUUGGAGAAACUAAGACAGAAACUGAGGUUAGACUAAAAGAAAGUAAUAUGGAACCAAUGAAGGCACCAAAACUUGACCAAAAUAUAGAUGUUCAUAUUCCUAGCAACAUCGGUGGUACAAGCCAAGAAUUCAGGAAAGCUAGGAUUCAACAAAAGGACAAAACUAAAAGCAUAGAAGAAAAUAUGGAUGGAAGGGAAACUGGAAGGAUGCCUGUUGAAACCAGUAAGAAUAGUCAAAAAUGCAUAUCUGGAGAUAGCAUGAAAAAGGACAUCAAAAAGCCUAAGAUUGAAACUGAGGAUGGAGAUCAAGAACAUUAUGGGGAAAAGGCUGGUAAGCUUGAUUCAACGACAAUAUGGGAAGAGUUUCCUAAGCAGUUACCAAAAGCUACUGUUGAGGAAAACAAAGGGUUGAGUGCUUCAAAAAUGCAACAAACUGAAGAUGUCAAAGAAGCGAUGAUCAAAAGAAAAUCAAAAGAGAUUGAAUAUUUUGUCGAUAAGGAUGAAGGUGAACAACCCAGAAGGAUGCACAAGGAAGCCGAAAAAGACUUGACAGAAAAGACACUACAAGAAAGCGAAGAUGUCAGAGAAGCAAUGGUCAAAAGAGAAAGAAAAGAGAUUAAAUAUGUUAUGGAUAAUAGUGAAGGUGAAAAGUGCAAAAGGAUGCAGAUGGAAGCAAAGAAAGACUUGACAAAAGAGACAACACAAGAAGGUAAAGAUUUGAAAGAAGCAAUGGUCAAAAGAGAAGGCAAAGAGACUGACUAUUUCUUGGAUGAAGAUGAAGGUGAAAAACCAAGAAGGAUGCAAAUGGAAGAAAAGAAGGACUUAACAACAGAGACAAUGCUAGAUAGUGAAGAUGUCAGAGAAGAAAUGGUCAAAAGGAAUGACAAAGAGGAUGGAAUUGUAGAAAAGGGUGAAGGUGAAGAACCCAGAAGGAUGCAAAUGGAAGUAAAGAAGGACUUAACAAAAGAGACAAUGCAAGAAAGUGAAGAUGUCAAAGAAGAAAUGGCCAAAAGGAAAGGCAAAGAGAUUGAGUAUUUUGUGAAUAAGGGAAAAGGUGAAGAACCCAAAAGGAUGGAUAUGGAAUCAAAGAAUGACCUAACCACAGAGACAAUGCAAGAAACUAAAGAUGUCAUAGAAGUAAUGGUCAAAAGAAAAGACAAGGAGAUUAAAAAUUUUGCAGAUAAAAGUGAAGGUAAAGAACCCAAAAGAAUGCAUACAGAACCAAAGAAGGACUUAAUAAAAGAGACAAUGCAAGGAAAUGAAGAUGUCAAAGAAGCAAUGUUCAAAGAAAAAAGUAAAGAAACUGAAUAUUUUGUUGUUAACGGUGAAGGAGGGGAACCCAAAAGGAUGCAUAUGGAAGAAAAUAAGGACUUAACAACAGAGACAAUGCAAGAAAGUGAAUAUGUUAAAGAAGCAAUGAGCAAAAGAAAAGGUGAAGAAGAAAUUGGCUAUUUUUUGAAUGAGGGUGAAGGUGAAAACCCCAAGGGGACGCAUAUGGAGGCAAAGGACACAACAGAGAUAAUGCAAGAAAGUGAAGAUAUCAAAGAAGCAACCAUUAAAAAAAAAGGCAAAGAGACUGAAUAUUUUGUGGAUCAAGGUGAAGGUAGAGAACCCAAAAGGAUUCACACGAAAGAAAUUGAAUAUGAUAGUGAACCAAUUGUCAAAAGAAAAGACAAAGAAAUUGAUUAUUUUGUGGAUAAGAGAGAAGGUGAAGAACUCAAAAUGACGCAUAUGGAAGCAAAGAAAGACAUAGCAGAAGAAACAAUGCAAGAGGAAAUUAAAAAGAAUAAGAAUGGAACUAAGGAUAUUGAUCAAGAAAAUGUACUAGAGAAAACUGAUAAAGGAAAAUUUGAAGUACCAACUGAAGAGUUGCCCAAGCUGGUUGGGAGGCAGGAUGGAAGUAGAGGACUAAAGGUUGCAAAGAUAGAAGAACAAAAAGAAAUUAUCAAAGAAGCAAUGGCUGAAACCGAAUGUUCAAUGGAAAAAGUGAAAGGAGAAAAGUCCAAUACAACAGGCAGGGUUACUGAGAAAAACAUAGCAAGUGAGAUCUUACAGAAGGAAACUGAGGAGUCCAACAUUGAAAGAAAAUCUAGAGAUGGACCAUAUGUACCAAACAAUAUGGUCAAAGUAGUAUUUGAAGUGUUGGGGACUUUCCAGGCAAAGCUUCCCAAGCAGGUGAUGGAAGCAAUUUCCCAAAAUAAAAGGGAUAAAAAUGAAUAUGUUAUUGUGAACUUGAGAGGAGAAGGCUCUAUAAAGAUGCAUGUUGAACCAAAUGAUGCUUUUGAUGAGUAUGAAACUGAGGACAUAAAUCAGAAAGAAAUCGGAACGCCAAAACUCAAUUCUAGUGACCAAAUAAGUGAGAAAGAUAAUGUUGAUGUUUGGGUAUUUGAUGGAAGCAAAAAACCAAAGUUUCCAAAGAUAGGGCAAACAAACUAUGUCAAAGAUAGUGCCAAAAUCGAGGAGUUUGUGAAGAAAGUAAAUGAAGACAAAUAUGAGAAGACACAAGUUGAAGAAAAAAGGGGUUUGAUAAAAGCCAUUACAGGGGAGUCAACUCAGACAGAAAGAGAAGGUUCUAAGAUCCAAACAAUAGAAAAAGAUCAACAUCGUUUACCAGAAAAAAGGAACAAACGAAGAUUUGAAGCAAGCACAACUGCAAAAGAAGAGUUUCCUGUGAAAACGAUGGAUUCACUAGCUGAUAAAAGAGAGGGACUAAAAGGACCAAAGAUAGAUGAAGCAAAAGUCGCCAAAGAAGAGUUAGACAAGCAAAGAAGUGAGGAAAAGAAAACAAUUUUCAAAGAAAAGGGUGCUACAACUCAAGAAUUUGUGAAGAAAGUACAAGGAGAGAAAUAUGAAAUGAUACAAGCUGAAGCAAAAGAAGGUUUGAGGACAAAUAUAACUAAGGGAAAAGAUCAACAAUGUUUGCAAGAAGGGACAAGUAGAGGAAGAUAUGAAGCAAGGACAACAGCAAGAGACUUUCCUAUGCAAAUAGUAGACUCACUUGCAACGACAAGAAAGGAAACAAAGGACAAAGAGAUAGAUGAGCCAGCCAAAAGAAAGAGUGAGGAAACAGAUGUUGUUGAGUCUACAAUUGAGGAAAAAGUUCAAGUGCCUGAGAGUGGAAGAAUUUCCAUGACUUUCAAAGUAACAGAGGAUAAACAUCCAAAAGUAUUAGAGAUUGAAUCUCCUGAAAGUGAAUUGCAAUCAACUAAAGGCCCAACUACACGUGCAAUUAGUGUGGAAUUUAAGGAGGUUGAACAAACGAGUGCAAAGGAUAAGACACAGAAAACAAAGUUGUUACCUCCAAAUAUUCAAAGCAAGGAGACUCAUGAAUCAAACAAAGGAGGUGUGAAACAAGACACUAUAAAACCAAAGAAAGAAAAGGAAGUAGAAGGAGAACAGUGCACUUAUAACAUUGAAAGCUCUAAAGAGGUUGCAAGGUUUUCAUCAACUCAACAAACCAAAGUUGAAGAAAAAGAUAAACUAUAUGAAGGUGGCAAAGCAAAAGCAUUCAUUGAAUCAAAAAAGGAUGAAAAAACAAAAGAUAUGAAGAAUAUAAUUGAAAUGAAGGAUAGUCAAGAAUCAAAACAGAGGAAAACUUUGAAGCCGGAAAUUCCUCUAGAAAAACAAAUAAAGAAAGGAGAACCAAUCACAAGAAAAGAUCAGUUUGCCAAAGGACAAAAAGUCAGGGAGACAAUGCAAGAGGAAAUCGAAGGGAAUAAAGAGAAAAUUGAUGACAGUGAUCAACAUGUGCAAAGAGAUGUCGUCAAAGGAGUUGGAAAAGUAGGCACUACAGGAAAGGAGAUGCCCAAAAAAGAAUAUGUAGCAGAUGUUGGCCUUGUGGCUAAAACGAUGGAAACGAAAAGAGACUUGAAAACAACUCCUAGUAAAGAGAAAUACACAAUAGCUCAAAAUGUUAAAGAUGAAAAGCCAAGGAUACAAGAAGAAAAGAUAAAGGCUGAUGUUGAAAAGGUGGAUAAGAAAGGAUAUCAAGCAAAAGUUGUAGAAGAAGGGAUGUCAAAAGGGGAACACGGAGCAGAAGUAGUUCCUGAGAUAAAAAGGGAAAGGCCAAAGGUUGCAAAGAGUGAAGAAACAAAAGAGGCUUCCAAACUACCACUCAAAAGAGAGAUGGGAAAAACAACACAAAGUGCAGAAGAUAGGAAGCCUAAAAUGGGGGAAAUAACUAACGAGUUUGAAAAGACUAGUGGAUCCAAACAGGCUGUAGAAAAAAUGCUUGAAAGUCUCAACAGAGAACAUCAAAAAGACUCAAAAGAAGUCACACCUAAAAAGGAGGUGGAACCUCUAACAGUAACUCCAAAGCAAGGAGUUGAAAAAUCAAAGAAGGAAGAUAUGUCACCUAUGCCUAAGGCAAUCCAAAGAAAAGAACCUCAUAAAUUAUCAUUGCCAAGCAAGCACUAUAAAAUUCCAAAGAUAGAGGAAGUACAACAUGAAAAGAAAGGAAAAAGACCCAUUCAUGCACUAGAAGCAACCACUUUUAAAAAAGAAGAACUUGCACAAGCUACAACUACACAUUCAAAAGCAAAAGGUGAGAAUGAUGAGCCACAAGUAAAUCAACUGCCAUCUCCAUCUAUAGAACUGUGGAGCAAAGAGUCACAUGAAUUAGAAAAGCGUGGUAUGAAAAAGGAUGACUCGAAGGCUAAGAGUUUAGUGGAUAUGCAAGAAGGAAAAAAAUAUAUUCAUUCUGCAGAGGGUACUACAACAUCAGAAGUAGUUGCAGAUGAAGCGGUUGAACCCUCAAAAUUUUCAAGUUCACCUUCCACACAACCAUUUGAAGUUGAAGGCAAGGAUAAGAUAGAUGCUAGUCAUGACGAGUCUCAAGAUUCAUACAGGGACUCUGAAAUAGAUAGUCAAGAAUCAACCAAAAGUGAAACAGACGAAGAAGUUGAACAAAGAGAAACACUUCAGCCAGAGUCCUCUAAAGAUCAACAAUGCAUAAACAAAGAUCAGGAAGAAAGCCAUGAAAAACAUGAAAUUGAAGAAGAAAAGGCUUAUGAGCAGGUAGACGAAGCUGAUCAUGAAGACUCUCAAAUGUUAGAGGAGAAAAAAGAAUGUGAAGAGGAAGCCACUGAAGGGAAGAAGAACGACCAAAAAAGAUCAAAGAAACUGUUCGUUUCUAUUAUCAUAGCUGGAUCAGCCCUUCUUGCUUCUGGAAUAUUUCUCUUUAUUCGGCAUAGAAGAGCCAGAAAAGGGUAUAUACAUAUGUGUUCAUUAAGUCUAGAUUUUCAUUUUUGCUAUGAAGAAUAUCUUAUGCGGUGUGCCUGUUUUGCUUGCAGUGGUAAGUGA